Molecule: messenger RNA, 1540 nt
Organism: Hyaena hyaena (striped hyena)
Lineage: Eukaryota; Metazoa; Chordata; Mammalia; Carnivora; Hyaenidae
Gene: STAMBPL1
Product: STAM binding protein like 1
Exons: 9
Coding region: 11-1276 (421 amino acids)
Biological process (GO): protein K63-linked deubiquitination
Cellular component (GO): membrane; endosome
Molecular function (GO): protein binding; metal-dependent deubiquitinase activity; K63-linked deubiquitinase activity
Source: RefSeq, a predicted model, not a curated record
GUUAGCUGCUAUGCCCGACCAUACAGAUGUUUCCCUCAGCCCGGAAGAGCGAGUGCGUGCCCUCAGCAAGCUUGGCUGUAACAUCACCAUCGCUGAGGACAUCAGUCCACGCCGCUACUUCAGAUCUGGAGUAGAGAUGGAGAGGAUGGCCUCGGUGUAUAUGGAAGAAGGGAAUUUGGAAAAUGCCUUUGUCCUUUAUAAUAAAUUUAUAACCUUGUUUGUAGAAAAGCUUCCCAGCCAUCGAGAUUACCAGCAGUGUGCAGUGCCUGAAAAACAGGAUAUUAUGAAGAAACUGAAGGAGAUUGCAUUCCCAAGGACAGAUGAAUUGAAAAAGGACCUUUUAAAGAAAUAUAACGUAGAAUACCAAGAAUAUUUGCAAAGCAAAAACAAGCACCACGCCGAAAUUCUCAAACGACUGGAGCAUCAGAGCCUGAUCGAGGCCGAAAGGAAGCGGGUGGCUCGGAUGCGGCAGCAGCAACUGGAGUCGGAGCAGUUCCUGUUUUUCGAAGACCAGCUCAAGAAGCAGGAGCUAGCGCGGGGGCAGGCGCGGAGCCGGGAGCCGGCGGCGCGCUGCGAGCAGACGGACGGGAGCGCCCCGUCGGGCCUGGGCCCGCGCCGGGAGGGGCCCCCGCUCCCCGCGCCGCCCGAGCAGCCUCGCCACAGCGGCGCGGCCGGUCCCGCGGGCCACUCCCCUCCCGUAAACAGGGCCCUGAAGCCCGCGGCCACGCUGAGCGCCGUGCAGAAUUUAGCGGUUGAAGGACUGCGCUGUGUAGUUUUAUCCAGAGACCUUUGCCACAAAUUUCUGCUGCUGGCAGAAUCUAAUACAGUGAGAGGAGUAGAAACCUGUGGAAUACUCUGUGGAAAACUGACGCAUAAUGAGUUUACUAUCACCCAUGUAAUUGUGCCAAAGCAGUCUGCGGGCCCGGACUACUGUGACGUGGAGAACGUAGAAGAACUUUUCAGUGUUCAGGACCAACAUGGCCUCCUCACGCUGGGAUGGAUCCACACGCAUCCAACCCAAACUGCGUUCUUGUCCAGCGUUGACCUUCACACUCACUGUUCCUAUCAGCUCAUGUUGCCAGAGGCCAUUGCCAUUGUUUGCUCACCAAAGCAUAAAGACACCGGCACCUUCAGGCUCACCAAUGCUGGCAUGCUUGAGGUCUCCGCUUGUAAAAAGAAGGGCUUUCAUCCACAUACCAAGGACCCCAGGCUAUUCAGUAUAUGCAAACAUGUGUUGGUAAAAGACAUAAAAAUAACCAUGCUGGAUCUAAGGUGAUGUGUUCUGAAGAUUAGCAGCGUCAGCACCAGACACCUACCCAUGGACUUAUGGUUGCCGAAUUUUCUUAAGCUGUUUCCUGAAGUGACUGAUAUUUUAUAUUUAUACAUUUUAGAUCAGAAAGUUUGAUAUUUAUUGCUCUUGCACAUUUUGAAGUUUUCUUUUUGAUUUGAUCUCUCUGGAGAGGUCACAGUGCUUUUACAUCAGUACUUGUGAAUGUACUUAAAUACUAUGACCAGAUAAUAAAUUGCACUGCAAACAACA